Messenger RNA from Liolophura sinensis, 5924 nucleotides. RefSeq lists its product as uncharacterized. The record is from RefSeq and is a predicted model, not a curated record. The transcript has 3 exons. The coding region runs from base 1372 to 2058 and encodes 228 amino acids. Lineage: Eukaryota; Metazoa; Mollusca; Polyplacophora; Chitonida; Chitonidae.
CAAAAUCUUCUUAUUCUACAACUCGAGUAUGUGCAUUCAACUUCGUAAUUGCAGAGCACAAAUCUACCUGCGAUCAAGUUACUGGACUCGGGGAGAAAAGUUUGCCGGGCGAGCUCGGGUCGUGCUUGGCUGAGCGUCAAUUAGAUCGGGGUAAACCUCUCCUACAAUAGCCGGGCGGCUAGAGCUCAAAUAGCUCACUUAUUUAUGCUCGGAAUGGAAGGGGUUUUUUUCACGCCGCUCUGGGUGUAAAGAUGCUAGACUUUAUGUCUUGGAUGUAACUAGGUUUGAGCGUGGAAGGUUGAGCAGCGAGCUUUUCCCCUUGAUCAACCAGUUAGCUACCAGUACCAUAAAUUGCUGCACACCUGAGCCGACCGGUUUAGGACUUUAGUGCAAAAUAGUAUCUCUAUAGGAGAUCCGGGUGUCGCGUGGUGAUCUCCUUCCAUCCGUGUGGUUGCCAGGAGAAUAGCCCGGGGACAGCCAACUUAAGGCCAUGCACCAGCUGUGUUACCUUAGUCUCACCUGAGAUUUACCUGUUGACGGAGGAAAUCUUUAAUUACGGUCAUCAUACUCGCCUGGAUUUUAACUAAACGAAUGACAGUAGCCUGUGGUACAUAUUCGGGAAUAAUGCGUUGCCCACCUUUGUGACUGUUGCACACCUGGGGUUUAUGUCUUGGUGGGGUAACUCUCUACUUGCUAAAUUAAACCACUUGGAUUUUUACCUGUUUGAGUGACUGAAAUACAGACGGGAAUUUCAUGUUUAACCCCGAGAGACUGAUUGAUGGACACCUCAACGAUCACUUGAGACUUGAACGCGGUCAAUUAUUUUUUACACUUAAACAAGUGAUGGACUGUUACGCCUAGAAUUUACAAGACUGAUGAAACUACAAUCUUGGCGAAUUGAGCACCUAUUAAAUAACUUUUGGGGCAAUUUGCUUGCUUUUUCGAACAUGUAGACACGUGAGGAUUGAUUUGGACUAGAUUAAGGGCCUUUUAUGCUGUUGACAUACAGCAUCCGUGUUACUACAUUAUUUAUUGAAUGCUACGGUAUAAUAUGAUCAACUGAUCGACUUAUCCUCCUAUUUUCUUGUACCUACAUUAACCUGAAAUCACUGAGUGAUAAAACUUGCCUCUAUUUAACUUACACAUAUUUGGAUGUUACCUGAGUGGUCAGCUGAUAUUCACUUGGAUUUCUUGAUUGACGGACUUGAGUGGAAUUAACUCAUAGAAUUAAUCCUGGAAGUCACCUCACUGGCUAACUCAUAUACACCUGGAUUUUCUGGAGAGACUGUAAUUAGCCGAUAUAUACCCUGGCAGUAACCUAUUUGUAAUUAACAAACCUGUGUGUACACACCUGUCAACAAAAAGACGACCAUGAAGCCUUUGGAAGAGAGACAGUCGUGUAACGGUAUUGUGAUAAGUCUCCAUCCACCGUCAGAUUUAGACACAGAGGACGAUGACGACCUCUCUCGUCAUACCCCCUCCACCCCACGUCAACCCUUCCCCACCGUUCGCCAUCCGCCUUCAACCUCCUCAGGUUACUGUAGAGCCAGUGACAACAGUCUGCCUAAACCACGGGUCAAACUGCCGUCGAGAUACUUGGUCCGCUUGAGCAGGGCAUCGCUGGACCCGGACCAUAACUCUAACACGAAAAUAGACUACCCUAACCCUCUACCAAACGACAAGGAGAAUAGGGAGCGAGACUUGGAACAAGCAUUAAAAUGGAUACGGCAAGAAAUUUUGCUGAUGCGAGAACAGGACAAAAUGCUGAGGAGUCAGUUCAUUGGCCUUCGCUCCAGAAUAUUACAGUUCCGGUGUUGGUUGGAGAUCUACGGGUCGACAUCAGAUAUGAGCAGUCUUGACGGAAGUUCCAUGUCGCUGGAAGAAAGUCGAAGUCUACUGUCACUAAACUCCUCCGGCCAUUCCGGAGGAUCUUCGCUUCUCAGUCCAGACAAUGAACUGGAGUUCCGGAACCGUACGUCCUCAAUGAGGAUUGUCCGGCGGCCUCCGUCUAUCUGCCCGCGAAUCUCAGAAAAACGCAGGAGUAAAGAGUACGCAUGACCGAGGGGUACACGUGAUGAUAGUGUAACAAGCAGUAUAUGUAACAGUAUAAUAAGUGGUACAUAAGCGUGACUGUGUAACAAAUGGUACAUAAAGCGUGACAGUGUAACAAGUGGUAUAUAAGCGUGACAGUGUAACAAGUGGCACGUAAGCGUAACAAGUGCUACAUAAGCGUGACAGUGUAACAAGUAGUACAUAAGCGUAACAGUGUAACAAGUAGUACAUAAGCUUGACAGUGUGACAAGUGGUGCAUAAGCGUGACAGGAGGAUAAAAUGUAUGACAAGAUGAAGGAAAGCAAGUCAAGAUAAUGAAAACAGGGAUACAAUAAUUGAAGUAGUGGUAUAAUGAUGAGGAUGGAGUUGAUAGGAAGUAUGGCACUCAGAAAUCACUUACACGUGAGAGACACAUUGCCCACGUGGCGGAUAAAUUACGCACGUGGCUGACACAAUGUGUACGUGGUACAUAGAAUACAUGUGACCAAGUCAGGUGAAUGAUGACUCUCACGCCUGAUAUGUAGGAUCGAACCUAAGUCUAACACGGUGAUGAUCCGAACAAGCGACAUAAUACACCACAGGUCAAUAACUAAAGUCUUCUAUCCUUUGUUUUAACGAUUUCACUAAACAUGUGAGAGUUCUACGCAUAUCAUUGUAUUCUAUAGACCAUGUUUAGCUCUGAUUUAAACGAUCUGCACGUGAGUGCUCUCUUAUUAGAUUUUUAAUAUCAAAUUCAGUGAAAAAUCAAUAUAUACAUAUUUAUUAUAAUAAUGAUAAUAAUAAUACUUGAGAGAUGCUUUGUAGUACGCGCUAAAACAACACCGUAGAUUCAACAUCAACCGAGGUUCAGAGUUAAAAUGCCAAUGACGAGAUCCGAGACAGAAACGUGCUGUACCAUGCGUCACAGAGUAUCACGCCCACCACAAUCCCUGAAGAACACCCCACGCUAGUCAUUGACAGGCAUAUGUAAGGAGAUACUGUGUCAACACGUCAGGUUAAAGAUGAACAGCAACCUCUGUCACCACUGCAGUCCAAGGACACUAAGAAUGUGGCCCUGACAUUGUUUUUGGUUAAAGUCACCGAGCCAUUGGAUUUUAGUGAAGGGCAUAGGAGAUACUGUGUCAACACGUCAGGUUAAAGAUGAACAGCAACCUCUGUCACCACUGCAGUCCAAGGACACCAAGAAUGUGGCCCUGACAUUGUUUUUGGUUAAAGUCACCGAGCCAUUGGUUUUUAGUGAAGGGCAUUGACCAAAGUCAUACAGUGGGCAAUUGUUGACAUGAUAUUUGUGCGUUUUCUGAAGGAGGAUGACAUGAAGUACCAUUCGUACUUGACACUACAUGUAUAACUCCGAGCAAGUGCAAAAUAUAUGACAGGUUUAUCAACAGGAACGAUAUUCCAAGGGAAAGGAAAGACUAACAACCUUGUGUAACAGCACUCGUAGAGAUAGGUUUGCGUUAUCACAGCUGUGGGCCGGUUUGUUUUGCCAGGCCCGAUUCUCCCUGCCAUAUUUGACCAUUCGGAGCUAUACUCGUUCACGAAUGAUGCAAAACGAUGAUAAACACAAUUAAAGUAUGAACUAACAUCAGUAGCUAGUACUGACAAAAUGCAAUGCAAAGUGUCUCAUGAAGACAGCUUCAGACCCAAUGAUUCACAUUAAAGAUCAGUUUGCGCAAGACGCUCCACAUUGUGUAUGGUAUACUGUGAUAUGUGUUCUAACAUCGUGCACGCUUUACAAACUGUGGUAUCGUUUGAUAGGAGCUAGGCUGGCUCAGUAAAGGUUUCAACAUUAUUGCCUCGGCGCCGUGUGCUCCUCCGCAAACAUCAUCAUAUGACUUCGUGGAGGCAGUAACUGGAGAUUCCUGGAAUGCGCGGCCAGAUGGUGUUCUCUGCAAAAAUAUGUGAAUUGGUAAACAAGAAAAAAUAAAGACGUGCAGUUGGAAGGCUUCAUGUCGGGUAUAAUUGCUGGACUGUUUGCAGGAAGAACAGGAAGAUUUCAAACUCUUCCGAUUGUUUUGUUCAGUUUCACAUAUCUGUUUGCUCUGUGUGAAGAUUCCAAAAUCUUCAGAUUGUUUUGUUCAGUUUCACAUAUCUGUUUGCUCUGUGUGAAGAUUUCAAACUCUUCAGAUUGUUUUGUUCUGUUUCACAUAUCUGUUUGCUCUGUGUGAAGAUUCCAAACUCUUGCGAUUGUUUUGUUCAGUUUCACAUAUCUGUUUGCUGUGUGUGAAGAUUUCAAACUCUUGCGAUUGUUUUGUUCUGUUUCACAUAUCUGUUUGCUCUGUGGGAAGAUUCCAAACUCUUUAGAUUGUUAUGUUCAGUUUCACAUAUCUGUUUGCUGUGUGUGAAGAUUCCAAAAUCUUCAGAUUGUUAUGUUCAGUUUCACAUAUCUGUUUGCUCUGUGUGAAGAUUCCAAACUCUUGCUAUUGUUUCGUUCAGUUUCACAUAUCUGUUUGCUCUGUGGGAAGAUUCCAAACUCUUUAGAUUGUUUUGUUCAGUUUCACAUAUCUGUUUGCUCUGUGUGAAGAUUCCAAAAUCUUCAGAUUGUUAUGUUCAGUUUCACAUAUCUGUUUGCUCUGUGUGAAGAUUCCAAAAUCUUCAGAUUGUUAUGUUCAGUUUCACAUAUCUGUUUGCUCUGUGUGAAGAUUCCAAACUCUUGCUAUUGUUUCGUUCAGUUUCACAUAUCUGUUUGCUCUGUGUGAAAUUUCCAAACUCUUUAGAUUGUUUCGUUCAGUUUCACAUAUCUGUUUGCUGUGUGUGAAGAUUCCAAACUCUUUAGAUUGUUUUGUUCAGUUUCACAUAUCUGUUUGCUGUGUGUGAAGAUUCCAAACUCUUGCUAUUGUUUCGUUCAGUUUCACAUAUCUGUUUGCUCUGUGUGAAAUUUCCAAACUCUUUAGAUUGUUUCGUUCAGUUUCACAUAUCUGUUUGCUGUGUGUGAAGAUUCCAAACUCUUUAGAUUGUUUUGUUCUGUUUCACAUAUCUGUUUGCUGUGUGUGAAGAUUUCAAACUCUUGCGAUUGUUUUGUUCUGUUUCACAUAUCUGUUUGCUCUGUGUGAAAAUUCCAAAAUCUUCAGAUUGUUAUCUUCAGUUUCACAUAUCUGUUUGCUCUGUGUGAAGAUUCCAAACUCUUUAGAUUGAUUCGUUCAUUUUCACCUAUCUGCUCUGUGUGAAGAUUCCAAACUCUUGCGAUGGUUUUGUUCAUUUUCACAUAUCUGUUUGCUCGCUGUGAUACACAACAUUAAGUUUUCAUCAUCAUUUGCGUGAUAUGGAUUCUACGAAGAUUUGUCCUGUCAAAGUGCUUAUCGGAUACAGGAAACCUGUAGCGGAAACUCCCUAUUGUUUGAUUCCUUUUAAUUUGCCUGUACGUAGUUUUCCUACAUAUCCUAUAUAUAGGCCUCCUCGUUCCAGGUUUGUCCUACAUUUAUUCCCCAGCGUUACAUCCCAUGUUAGGAGUACUGCAUCUUCAAACCACUUACAAGGCUCAAAACGUAUAUUUUUUAUAUUGGUAUAUAUAUUUUUUAUUUUUUGUUUCAUCAGUUAUGAGCCAUUUCGUUUGCCUUUUAUUUUGGCCAGGUUCAACUAUUUAAUUUUUUCUUUUCAUUUUAAUGCAUAAAAAUUGGUCAGAAGAUUCCGUUGUUUUUUUUGUGUGUGUGUUGGUGUUUGUCACUAUCUAGCUGUGUUUCAUACUAGAAUAAUUGUUUUGCGUGAUUGGGAUUUAACGCUGUGCUUAGAAAUUUUUCAGUUCUAUGAUGGAGGUCAGGUUUGUGGAUUGAAGAAACCUGAGUGUCUAUAGCAAUCCUACUGACUUAAAAGAUGCAGCCCAAACAGCGAGGGCUGGUUUCGAACACGCGACCGUAUUGAUCACGAACUUGAUA